AUGAUAGCUCAAAAAGGCCUAUUUUUAAUAUUACUUGCUACAAUUUUAAUCAUAAUAUCUAUAUGUGCUUUGUCGUUGCCAAGAUAUGUAGAGAUAUAUGCAAUUAACCAUGAAGAAACUUUACCUGAUUUUGACAGCUCUAAUAAAUCAACCAUUAAUCCUGAAGUUCCGAUAUCAAAUGUAAAUAAAGAGCCUGAGCUCACGAACGAAAACUCGAGAAUGGAGAUUGUCGUCGGUGCAAAUGGAAAACCUAAGAAAUAUUUAAAUGCUCAUUAUUAUGCUGAAUAUUUAAAAAUACUGCGUGAACAACAUAAUCUAAUGUUUCAUGAUAUUAUUCAUAAAGCUGAUUUAGCUGUUGCCAACACCAACGUCUAUUCUGUUACAUUGAAACCUCAACUCGCCCCAUCUAAUGAUCCACACGAUUAUAU
Dentiscutata erythropus is the source of this 428-nucleotide messenger RNA. The record is from the annotation of a GenBank genome assembly. Lineage: Eukaryota; Fungi; Glomeromycota; Glomeromycetes; Diversisporales; Gigasporaceae.